UUUCCAUGGUAGAAAAUGUUAAAUAUAUUAAUUUCCUAUUUAUAUUAUUAAACAAAUUAACCUCUAAUUGAAUUGCCUUCAAUUUGCGUUGCAAACGUCAAUUAUUUAUUGUAAAUGUAAUCCCAACUGAUAAGAGCCCCCCUUUACUCUCUCUCUCUCUGAAAACUGGACCGAGGAAGAAGAAAAGUUGCAUUUGAAGUUGAAUUUGCAGGCUGAAUUGAAAUGAAGAAGAAGCAUCAAUCUGCUCCACAUGGUGGCGAAGGCUACUCGACUGAGUCGUAUGACGAGAAGCCACCAAAUGGCUCGGGGACUGGAUCCUCGCGUGAUUGUAAACACAUCAAGAAGUCCGUCGAUCCGAAUUCUCUGCGUAAGAACUUGAAGGUGAUUGGAAUUGUUAGUGAAACUUGCUCGGAAUGUGCAAAGGCCAGCAAGACACAACCAACAACACCACCAGCAAGCGAGGACGAAGGAAGUGAAUCGUUUGAAUAUGAUAAAACAUUGUGGCUGUGUCUCAAGUGUGGCAAACAAUUGUGCGGAAGGUUGAAGAAUCAGCACGCCCUUAAACAUUACGAAACUCCACAUACAUAUUUCCAUUCGAUGGCAAUGAAUACAACAACCUACGAGAUUUGGUGCUAUUCAUGUGACGAAGAAGUCAGUGCGUCUACGUGUAAAAGUCUACAAGAAUGCGUGGAAUUGGUUAAGAAAUUACAACAAAAACCACCACCAGCUCCAGCUAUUCCACUGCAUGGCAGUGAGAAUUCUAUUGACGCCAUUCAAGGAAAAAUUGCAGCUACCUUAGAACACAUAAGACCUCUGCUACCAAUGGAUCAGCAGCAACAAACAACUGCAAACACAACCGAAAACAAUAACGGAGUCGUUUAUGGGCCAUCACCACCUCCGCCGCCACCACCAAUUCCUGGUAUGGCAAAAAGAGUUCAAGGUCACAUGGGCAACGAUCAGACCAUGUACAGACCUCCGACAUCAUUAACAACAACAACAACAACAACAACAGAUUAUUCAUCACAAAAAAAUCCACAACAAUUGCAGUUACCUCGAGUAAGAGGAUUGACUAAUUUGGGAAAUACGUGCUUCUUUAAUGCCGUUAUGCAAUGUUUGGCCCAGACACCAUUUCUUUUGGAUGUCCUUAAAGAAUCUUCUGAACCUGGAGAAGAAUUUAUUCUACCUGGAGGAUCUUUUAAGUUCAAUAAGGACGAAGAUGUGGAAUUGCCACCCAUCAAAGGAACACUCAAUUCGUGGGGAGGUCUGACUAGUGCCUUGGCACAAACCUUAGAGGAAUUACAAUCCGGAGGAGGUGUAUUUAAUCCCUGCAAAUUGUUUGAUAAACUUUGCGCCAAAUGCCCACAAUUCUGUGGUGGAGAUCAGCACGACUCCCAUGAGCUUCUUCGUCAUUUACUCGAGAGCGUCAGAUCUGAUGACUUGAAACGGUACCAAAAAGUAAUCCUCCAAAACAUUGGCUACUACGAUCAAGACACCAACAAUGUCAGCGAGGAUAUGAAGAAGAAAUGCAAAAUUUAUGGCCAACAGGCGGGCGAUCGAAUUCUUCGCCCCGAACAAGUAUUCCGAGGAUUUUUAGUUUCAACACUCCGAUGCCAGGAUUGCGUCCAUACCUCGUCGAGGCAUGAGAAUUUUCUUGAUAUGUCUCUGCCAGUCAGUGUGGAGAAACCACAGCCGCCUAAGCGACGCAAAAAUAGUCCAGAAAAUGUGCCACAGGGUCAUUCCAAGCAUCAGUUGAAAAAAGAAAGCAAAGCCAAACGUAGUCAAAAGUAUCAGCAAAAGAAACAACAGCAACAGCUCAACUCUGCCUACUCCAUGGAGACCAAUUCAUCCGGGUCAGAGCAGUCCGAUGCCGAUGUGGAAGAUAACCUCAAUGAUGAUACAACUUCUGGUACGGCAACAACAUCGAAAGUAACAACAACCACAACAACAGCAGCUUCAGGAGCAGCAGUAGCAACAACAACGGCAGUGCCGUCAAAUUAUGUGUCAACCUGCGACCCGAAUGGCAACAACAGCAACGAGCUGCCAAGUCCUCUCGUACCAGAGAAACGUGGAGAUUCUCCAGAAAAUCCAAAUAAAGAUUCCCUCGAUGAUGAUGAAAAUGACUCAGGUAUUGCCACAAGCCCUGCCAACGCUAGCGUGAGCGUUCAAGAUCGUUUCUUGGCUAAGGGCGGUAAUGGUGAUGGCGUUGCAGUUGGCGGCGAUGGCGUUGUCGUGAGUGUCAGCAAUAAUAAGUUGAUAGAAGUUGGUAUCAGCGAGAAGGGAGCCAGCCUAGUCCGCCAAUUGUCUCUCAGCACCACCAGCAUGGCAACACCAUCUCAGCCGCCGAUGGUAAAUGGUGAAAUCAACGAUUCGCUUUCCAACGAAAUGGACAAACUCCAUCUUACCUCAGAAGCUACCGCCCAGGCUGCUGCCUCGAAACGAGCAAAAGCGAAACGCGUUCGCACCCAAAGCUACUCAGAUUGGAGCACAACGAUUGCGCCGCGCUACCAAUGCGACGAUGGCGAGUGCUCAGUACAAUCGUGCCUCAAUAAUUUUACAGCCGUCGAACUUAUGACUGGCAACAAUAAGGUGGGCUGUGACAACUGUACAAAGCGCAUCAACGGUGAGGGCGGCAAGACAAUCUACACCAAUGCUACUAAACAAUUUUUGAUAUCCAGUCCACCCGCGGUGCUCAUCUUACAUCUCAAGCGAUUCCAAAUCGGACAGCGUUGUAUCUUCAGUAAGUUGACCCGGCAUGUGGAGUUCCCAAUGGUGUUGGAUAUUGCCCCAUUCUGUGGCUCCAAAGUGAAGAACUUGCCAAAUAUUGAUAGGAAGCAAAAGAAGCUCGUGUAUGCGUUGUACGGCAUAGUCGAGCACUCUGGAGGUAUGUACGGUGGUCACUAUACCGCCUACGUCAAAGUACGCCCGCAGCUCAAGCCCGACGAUAGGCGGUGGAAGUUUAUCCCUCAGGGCAGCAAGGCCGAGCUGGAUCAGGCCGACGAACAGCUUGAGAAACUCGAGGAGUUGCUGGCCAAGGAGAAGGCUCGUGAUCUCCGCAUGAAAGCCAACGACAGCGAUGACUUCUCCACCAGUUGCAGUUCUUCCGAGCCCGAGGUUGAGAACGACGAGGAGCCCGAGCCCUCACCGUGUGAGGAGCCAAAUAUUACACCGCCACCUGGCAAAUGGUACUACGUGUCCGAUAGCCGAGUCCAGGAAGCAACUGAACAGCAAGUGCUCACAGCGCAGGCGUAUCUUCUGUUCUACGAGCGAAUAUACUAAAACUCCUUUUCUCAGAAUCACUCAAUCCUAGCCUAGAGGAGCGUUUUUAAAAACGACCAAACAGAAAACAAAGAACGAAAACCUAUAAAACUAUAAAACCUAUGAAAUUUGUUCUUCUUGACGUGUUUGUUGUUCAUUAUAAUAUUUUGACCGCUUCAAAUACUCUCCUCCUGCAUUUCCCUCUUUACUUCUUUUUCUGCCUAUUAUUGUGUUUGUGUUUUGUUGUAAGCAGAAUUAUUUACAUUUUUUUUUUAAUAAUUGUACAAUUUAUUAGUAAUUCUAUCUUUUUUAAUUAUUAUUUUGCAUUGCAUUUUACAUCCUAUAAAAAUAUAAAUUAUAUAAAACAAAAAGUCUUUUGACGUGCGACUAGAGUUCGGAUUUUAUUACAAUAAAACAAAAAAAAACAAACAAAAUUAUUAUACAUAUUUAAAACAAAAAUUAAAUAAGAUUAUCCUAAAAAAUAAAAAUCAUUGAAGAGAUUAAAAAUAAAUAAAUAAAUAAAAUAACAGAAUUAAUGAAAAACGAAGCAAACAAAAAUGAAAAGAAGUAGAGAAAAUAAUUUAAAACAAAACAAAAAAUAAGCAAAUUAUAUACAAAAGCUAGUUUGAAGAUUUAUUAUCUCUACAAUGUAAAUUAUUAAUUUUAUGAAGAAAAAUAAAAAUUUAAAAAAAACACAA
Messenger RNA from Eupeodes corollae, 3953 nucleotides. RefSeq names its product ubiquitin carboxyl-terminal hydrolase 16 (gene Usp16-45). Gene Ontology annotation, biological process: protein deubiquitination. The record is from RefSeq and is a predicted model, not a curated record. NCBI's taxonomy places the organism in Eukaryota, Metazoa, Arthropoda, Insecta, Diptera, Syrphidae. The transcript is spliced from 7 exons. Bases 223 to 3276 code for a protein of 1017 amino acids. Gene Ontology annotation, molecular function: cysteine-type deubiquitinase activity; zinc ion binding.